UAAUGCUGGAUUACAUACAACAUUAAACUUUAAUUAUGGAAUCCAAAAAACAUAACUUUUUUGAAUUUAAAUCCAUAUGCCGAAAAUACAAAAGCUUCAAAAGUAAGUUUAGAUCGUGCAAGGCGACACAUAACCUCAAAGCUUGUGUGCGGGGUGUGCAGCGGUCGUGUUCGUGUGAGUUGCGUGACGGCAAACUUUGGUGUCGGGCUGUCAGCAGCCAGCACCUAGGUUUUUGGGGGUUUAAAUCAUGAGUUCAUGGAGGGAGAAAUAUUCAAAUAAAAAGGGUCAUAAAAUGCAUACCAGUAUUUACUGGACUAUUUUGGAAUUAAAAGGACUUCUUGAAGAUGAGGACUCGUGCGUUUAUUAUGAGAGGCAUAAAAAACACAUCGGAAUGCAUCCGUCACAUGUGCGAAACGUGACUACAGCUUUAAGCGAAAUUUUGAAUUCCAAGCUUAAUUCCUACGAUGCAGAAUUAAAAGGCCUCUUACUCGCUUAUAAAAAUCCAGUACUCUUGAGUCCAUUUGCGCGAACAUUGCACGAUAGUUGUUACGUUCACAUGGAUAUUGAAGCGGAUUUUUAUAUUUUCAAACCAGAAGUAGGAGUUAAACUGAAAGGCUUCGUAAAUAAAAAAGGUUUAAAUCACAUUGGCGUGUUAGUCCAUAAAGUAUUUAUCGUUUCAAUUCCACAACCAGAUGAGGAUGAAGACUGGCCCGGCAAUAAAGUAAAUAUAGGACAAGAAAUCAGAUUUACUGUAAAUGAAGUAGACUUCCGAAGUAGACUACCUUACAUUCGAGGUGUUUUAUAUGAAGAUGAGUAUUUGGAAGGCUGCAAGCUCUUCAAUGUGGAAAUAGAGGAAGUUGAGGAGGCCAUUGAGUCUCCCGAUAGGAAGAAAAAAAUUACCUUCGAUGAAGAUUUAAUCUCAGAUCCUUCGGCAGUUUCUGCGAAAAAAAGAAAACGAAUAACUUUUGAUAGUGAUUCUGAGGAGGAAGAAGAAAAUGGAGUGAAACCGGAAUUGGAAGGUGAUUUAGAGGAGGAAGACCAAAAGCCAAGAAAGAAAAAAUCUCAUAAGAAGGCUCGGAUUUCGAAGGAAGAUAAUCACGUCAGUCCCAGUUCUGAUGAUAAGGAAGUAGUCUUUAAAAGUCCGCUGAAAAAAUCCAGAGCUAAAUCUCACGUUUCGGUAGACGUAAAAUUGAAUUUUGAUUCCGAUGACGAUCAAAAGCCAACCCAUUUAGUGCAGAAGUUUGUGGAAGAAUCUGAGUAUUUGGAUGAGGAUCAAAAGUCGAGUGUGAGAAAAUCAAAGAAAAGGCGUAAGAGUUCUGAAAGUCGAGAUGAAGCUUCAGGUGCAGAAUUUGAAGGAAGUAGGGAAAAUAAACAUAAGAAGAAGAAUGCAAAGUUUUCUCAUGAAAUUUCAGAAGGAGCGAUUUCGGAUUUAGAAGAUAGAAAGCCACUUAAUUUACUAGAGAAACGCAAAAGUAAGGUAAAUGGAAAGUCGGAAUGUAAAGAUGAAGCUUCAAGCGCGGAAUCUGAAGGUACCAGUGAGAAGAAAAAUAAGAAAAAGAAAUCCAAGUUUUCUCUAGAAAAAGUAGAACCGAAUUCCGAUUUAGAAGACCAAAAACCGAUUCAUCUUUUAGCAAAACACAAAAACAAGUCUGAGAAAAAGAUGAAAAUUUCAGGAAACGACAGCGACGUUUCAAGUCAAGAAAAAAAGAAGAAAUCUAAAAAGAAAUUAAAUCGCGAAAAUUUGAUAGAUUAUGAAAAUAUCCUGGAGAAUGAAAGUCAACAGGUUAAUGGCUACCAGGGUGACAAAAAGCGGAAAUCCAAGAAUGAAACGAAAUCUGAAGAAUUAGAAUUUAGUUUUGAUGUAUUGACUAGAAUAAAAGAUGAACCAAGUGACGAAAAAGUUAAAAAGGAACCGAGCGAUAGUGUGAAAAGGAAAGCUAAAAAAGCAGUCGAUUCUGAUUGACAAAAUUGACCUUUUACAAGACGAUCGUUAAAUAGUGUGCAAAAUACCAGAGACUUUUUUGAAUUAAUGUUGCAUCGCUGUUUAAUUUGCUUAAGUUAUGAACAAAUUAAUUAAUUAAUUUGAAACUAGAUAAUUCUAUUUCAAGAAGGUUCUCUAUUGUUAAAAUUAUGGAUUUAUUUACAAAACGGCCUUUCUGUAGUAAAGUGGGAGUUUUGUAGAGGCCAAGUUUUAUGCAUUGACAAAUAUGUGUAAUCUAUGUGUAAAUACAAUGAACAUUGUAAAUAUUCA
Belonocnema kinseyi is the source of this 2251-nucleotide messenger RNA. RefSeq names its product eukaryotic translation initiation factor 5B (gene Polr1F). Gene Ontology annotation, cellular component: RNA polymerase I complex. The record is from RefSeq and is a predicted model, not a curated record. The coding region runs from base 248 to 1963 and encodes 571 amino acids. The transcript is spliced from 4 exons. Gene Ontology annotation, biological process: DNA-templated transcription initiation. Lineage: Eukaryota; Metazoa; Arthropoda; Insecta; Hymenoptera; Cynipidae.